AUGGAUAACAAAUGGAUGUUAACUAAAGAUGUAAGUUAUACUUAUGUAAAUAACGAUAAGUUAUAGUAAAAAUUUUAAAUAGAUUUUGGGUAUUAGAAUUGUAAGAAUGCUAGUUUUGUGCUAAAUAAAGUUUAAUUUAAUUUUACUAAAUAAAGAUGUUAAUUUGGCAUACUUUAGAUAUGGCACGGCAUUUUGAAGCAAAUGUGUGACCAUGAAACUGUGGUUAAUGUAGCGGCUUCAGACAAGUACUUCUACGAUCUAAUCAACCUUAACUUUACUGAAAUGUGCGUUAACAACAAGAUAUACCGGUUGCCUGGAGAAUCUUGGAGUGACGCUUUGGCUGAGUAAGGGUUACCUUUUUAAAUAUUAAAUUUAGUUAUAAAACAGUUAUAUAUGUUUUGUCUAGAUGUAUAGAAUGGUCUAUAAAGUAUCUUUCUUUGUUUUAAAGAUUGUUUUUGAAACUUUAAAGUGGAACGAGUUUGAAGGGGUUAUAAGUGUAACAUUUUCAAUAUUCACCUCACAUUUUAGGUGUCACCAGCGGUUGUGGAAACAUAGUUUCCGAGUGAAUACAGAGUAUACUGUAUUGGAGUUUGGUGAGAAUACUGACAAGUUUGCUUUCGUGUAUUCAAAUUUCGUAAUAGUCACCAGUUUGGACUUCACAAAACGUUACCUACGUUACUUUAAAGUUUAUUUCCAAAUUACCAGAGCUUACAUUGUGGAGAACGGUCAAUAUUUGAUCUUGAAGGUAGGUAAAGCUUAUUCAUCUUGUGGUAAAUUAUCAUUUUAGAUAUAUUACCUUAUCAAUAUGAUUUUUGUGCUUUUUAGUCGUAUAAUCACCACGAAACCGUGGUAUAUAACAUCGAAACUUCUGAACUCUUAACACCUAAUCAGCGUCGUAACAUGAAGUUUAACUCUGUAAUUCUACAAUAUAUAGAAGGUGCGAAGAGUGUUGUCGACCUAUUGAGCACUAUUGAGGUUAAAAACUUGGAUAUAAAUGGUAUUGAGGUAGAUACGAUGGGUCAGUACGUAUCUUUUAAGAACUCAAAAGAUGUGUUGUGUGUAUAUGACUUUUACACAAAGGAAACAUACGAAAUCAAGACUAUGAAUGACUACUACAUGCCACGUAUUCUGCCAGCUUCUGGGUGUAUUCAGAUCAGUUACUGUAAGUUUUUGACGGUAGUGUGAUACGUUAGUAAUAUAGUAUAUAAGAACUUAUUUUUUACAUUACUUUGGUUUAUUUAGAGUAAGUUCAUAUACUGUGAUAUAUGUUCUUGAAAAAUUUGGUUCUAUAGGAGGUAUUGUACCUUUUUGGUUUUUCAGAUGAAGCUUUCAAUUCUGAUUACCAGCCAAAGUACGAACUUCAUCAUAUAGCUACGAAGAAGGUUGUGUUUGAAGAUUCUGAGAAGUCAGCGUGGAGAAUCAUAGAUGAUUGUAUGAUACUCAAGCAGAAGACUGGACAGGUAAACACUUAAAAGUUUUAAGAAAUUAUCUACCUAAACCUUAAGGUUUUUAAAAUGUUAUGACAGAUUUAUACUUGACAUUAUAUUAUGAGAAUAACGUUAUAUGAUACUUUAGUUGCUGAUAUUCGACCAAGAAUCAUGUAGAUGGGACUUUUCGACCAGUUUAACCAUGAGUUCCUCUCAGACCCUGAACAAACCUUGGGAAGAAAUCACAAAUUUCGCCGUUUUUGAUAUUGUACACAAGUGUUUGCCGGAAGAAGCAGCGAUGGUAGACGUAGAAGAGUUGGAAGUUGACGACGAUGACUAUGAUGAUGACAGUGGCAGUGACUAUGAUCCGGAGUACGUUUACAAUGGAGGUGACUAUGGUGAAGUGGAAAAGAACGAUGACUUGGACUACGAAUAUUACAAUGCCUAUGGCAAUGCUGAGGUCAAGGAAGAGACGUUUGAGCUUCUGUUUUAUAAGAUCAAGCCAAAUCGUAAGUCGUGUAUAUUGGGUGGAAUAUUAUCAAGAUUAGUCUAAUACUACCACAAAUUGUCUUCAAAUUAAAAAUUUAUCUUUUUCAGACAAACUAGAGUACAACGUAAUCAAAAAGCCUAGUAGAACUCCACAUCCCUUCGUACGUUUGUAUGCCAGAUUUUCAAAGCUUGGGGUUUGUCCUGAUUCGAACAAACAAAACUUCAUGUUACAACUACAACAGAUCUUCAAUGAUUGGAUAUUACAGACUCAGUUCGACACAUCUGAAGCUGAGAAUAAUGUCUCGUUUUAA
Molecule: messenger RNA, 2227 nt
Organism: Bursaphelenchus okinawaensis
Lineage: Eukaryota; Metazoa; Nematoda; Chromadorea; Rhabditida; Aphelenchoididae
Source: the annotation of a GenBank genome assembly